GAGUAUGCGCAUCAUUCUGACAAUCACUUUGGUGCUGUUGCUGGACAGUUGCCAGGCCCAGGACUACUGCAAUGCGAAGCUCUGUCCCAACAAACGGAAGCACAUUGCCUGCAAGAAUAAGGGAAGCUUUGCCAGCACUUGCCCGGAGGACGCCAAACUGCUGUCCAUUGAUGCCGAUAACCAAAACCUUUUGCUGCAACUCCACAAUAACUUGCGUCACAAGCUUGCCGGUGGUUAUGGCAAAGUGCGGCUGACAGCCUGCCGCAUGGCCACCAUGCAGUGGAGUCCGGAACUGGCGCGCUUGGCCGAACUGAAUGUGAAACAAUGCGAAAUGGCCCACGAUGGUUGUCGCGGCACAGCGCGAUUCCAGUAUGCCGGUCAGAACAUCUACCAGGCCAGGUACUCGAGAGGCCCGUUCCCCAAAGUAGACAACCUUCUACGAACUGGCUUCCAGAACUGGGUAUCGGAGGAGUCCAAAACCGAAAAGGACCAAUUGAAGAGCUAUCCCAGAUACAACAGUGGGCCGGCAAUUGGACAUUUCACGGUUAUUGCCAACGAGCGAAAUGUGGCCGUAGGCUGUGCGUUGGCCAAAUAUAGAAAGGGGUCCUGGACAACUUUCCUGAUGACCUGCAACUAUGCAGUCACCAAUAUGGUGGACUAUCCUGUCUACUCAGACUGCAAGAAACCUGCCACUAAAUGCAAAACUGGCACAAAUCCCAACUAUAGUGCACUUUGUAGUGUACGCGAGAAGGUCGACUACAAUUUCCAGGACUAGGUCAGAAGCUUUUUUCCUAGCCUAGCAAUAAAACAAGCACUUAUCCACUUCAUACAGCUGUAA
Scaptodrosophila lebanonensis is the source of this 838-nucleotide messenger RNA. RefSeq names its product venom allergen 3 homolog. The record is from RefSeq and is a predicted model, not a curated record. Bases 5 to 775 code for a protein of 256 amino acids. The transcript is spliced from 3 exons. Lineage: Eukaryota; Metazoa; Arthropoda; Insecta; Diptera; Drosophilidae.